Messenger RNA from Clunio marinus, 576 nucleotides. Lineage: Eukaryota; Metazoa; Arthropoda; Insecta; Diptera; Chironomidae. The record is from the annotation of a GenBank genome assembly.
GGGGUGCGAAGGUGUCGUUAUUAUCAACAAAAGUAAACUUUUUAGCUUGCUUUUGAAUAGAUAAGUUGAAUGUUAAAAAACUGCGUGAAAAUGAUUGUUAAACAUCAUGUUAAAGGGUGGAACGAGUUUGAAGCUCUUGUUACAAAAUUAGAAACUGAGAAAAAGCCGAUUAAUGUUUUCUUCAGUGGCGAUAAAGAUGAAUCAGGCAAAAGUUGGUGCCCUUAUUGCAAUCAAGCUUAUCCGGUUAUAACAAAAGUUGUUGAAACAGCGCCUCCAGAAAGUCAUUUCAUCACGGUCGAAAUUGAUCGUCCAUUCUGGAAAGACUUAGAAAAUCCAUUCCGAAAGGAUACAAGGACUCAUCUUGUGUUCUUACCGACAUUACUUCGAUGGAAAGGUGCACAACGAUUAGAUGGAUCGCAAGCUGCAAACCCUGAUUUAGUGGAAAUGCUUUUCGAAGAUGAAGAUUAAAGAAAUAAAGUGCAGAAAACAUUUAAGUUUAUUAAAGUUUCAUCUCAUGUUUGGAGUUUUAAAUAAAGUACGCAAUACAAUAAAAAUUAAAAUAUUUAUGGAAUGCUC